AUGCUUGUUGAAUUAGGCUCAAAUCUAUAUUCUAAAGAAGUUGAAGAUCGCCUACCAGUCAGAAAUCCUUUUGGGGUAAAUGUUGAUAGAGAAAUAGCCAUUGAAUCUCAAGCCACUGAAAAGAAACAAUUACCUGCUUCUCGUCAUCAUCCGUCACUAUCAUGGCAAUUGCAGGAGCAACACUCUAUUGAUGAGUUGAAUCGGAAGGCUGGUCACUCGGGCAGAUUUGUGUCCACACUAGGUGCAAUACCAUCCAAUACAAAUUCCUCGACUGCCAGGAUGGGGAAUCAGCCAUACCUGUCAAAUGCAACCACAGGAUUGCCAGGAAUUUCAGGACCAUUUCAUUCGUUGGGAGCUGAAAACCCUUCAGGGCAGUCACCUUUGCGACAGAGGUCUCCAUCACCACCAGAUUCUUCACCUGCCCUUCGCCCUAAUAUUCAGGAUGAUAACUUACAAAGAUCACAACUGAAAACCUUGCAGGGUCCAUUCUCUUCAAUGACUUUUAAGGCUAGGCAUCAGCAGCAAUUGAGCACUUCUCACAAUGAAGUUACUGUUAAGACUGAGAAGCCACCUGUGUCCAAAGUUCCUUUAGCCAGAGAAACUAAAAAUAGCAUGAGUACAGGGAAUCUUUCAACUCGAUUGGGUGUUCGGCUUUCAAGAUCAGAUGGUCCUUCCCCUGUCACAUUAAUUUCGUCAGUUUCCACAAUUUCAUCACCAUCUUCAUUAGGCCCUACCAGUGAUAAUUUAUCUGCCCUCUCAAAAAUACCUCAAAGAAAAGCUGGACAACCACCUAGGGCGUCUACGCUAACUUCUGCUUCCUCUAAUGUCAGCAGUGCUUCAGCACAGACAAGUGAUACCAAUAAUACCUUAAAUCCAAUUGCAAACCUUUUAAGCUCUUUAGUUGCAAAAGGCUUGAUAUCUGCAGAAGCAGAGUCAACAACUAAGGUACCCUCUGAGUUGCUGAGUAGAUUAGAAGAAGAACGUGAUAGCAUUACCACUAGUAGCUCUUUGCCUGUGGCCUCAGUUUCUGGUUCUGCAGCUGUCCCAGUCCAUUCUAUCAAAGAUGACGUAGAUGACACUGCAAGAACACCCAUAUCCUUGUCUGAAUCAACCAGCCCAGGAAUUGUAAAUCUCAUUGGGUUCGAGUUUAAGCCUGAUGUAAUCCGAGAAUUCCAUUCAUCUGUUAUUAGUGGAUUAUUUGAUGAUCUUCCACACCAUUGCAGCAUUUGUGGCUUUAGGCUUAAAUUCCAAAAACAGUUCAAUAGACACUUGGAGUGGCAUGCCAGUAGGGAAAGAGAAGAUAAUGGUUUAAUUAAGGCAUCAAGAUGGUAUUUGAAGUCAAGUGACUGGAUUGCUGGCAAGGCUGAAUAUCUAUCUGAGAAUGAGUUUGCUGAUUCUGUAGAUACAUAUGGUAAGGAAGCAGACAUAAGUCAAGAGGAUGCUAUGGUUGUAGCAGAUGAAAACCAAUGCUUGUGUGUGUUGUGUGGUGAGCUGUUUGAAGAUUUUUACUGUCAGGAAAGUGGUGAGUGGAUGUUCAAAGAGGCUGUUUACUUGGCUUACUCUGAUAGCAACAGUGAGCUGGUAAUUAGAGAUACGAGUACUGGAAGGGGUCCCAUCAUUCAUACAAGUUGCUUAUCAGAUAACUUGAUUUCCAGUGUCCUUGAGAUGUUAAAACUUGCCAAUGUGAUAUUAACUCGCGAUAUGUUCCAAGAGACUAAAAUAGCGUAA
Molecule: messenger RNA, 1728 nt
Organism: Sphenostylis stenocarpa
Lineage: Eukaryota; Viridiplantae; Streptophyta; Magnoliopsida; Fabales; Fabaceae
Source: the annotation of a GenBank genome assembly